This is a messenger RNA of Suillus clintonianus, 4551 nucleotides long. RefSeq lists its product as uncharacterized. The transcript has 7 exons. The record is from RefSeq and is a predicted model, not a curated record. Gene Ontology annotation, biological process: phosphorelay signal transduction system. Bases 164 to 4066 code for a protein of 1300 amino acids. Lineage: Eukaryota; Fungi; Basidiomycota; Agaricomycetes; Boletales; Suillaceae.
GUGUAGCACUCCUCCCUGGCCCUCACCUGUCCCCGGCUUAUUAACUCCCUUCUCCUGUUAACCACCUAUUUCUGUGCCCCUUCUGCAUAGUCCCGUUCGAAACUUGGACUACAACGUCGGGUAUUGCCGCACAACUCCUGACUCUACGGCACCGUGAUCAUCAAUGAGUGGAGCCAAACCUAUUCUUGCUCAUCGUCUACCGGUGUCCGUUCUUGUCAAUGAAGAAGGACUGAUAGCGCCAGAAGCCAUUGGCCCGAGCAAGUUUGCGGUAACAUGGCCUGCAGAACCUCCGCCGCCUGUACUUCCACCUCUUGCACAAGCUGCAGAGCGCCAAGUUGUCCUCAGUUCAUCUGACGGGGAAUCUGAUUUUUCAGAGAAAGAUUUCUCCUCGUUGGGAGAGAAGCAAUCGCCGGCCGAGCUUUCAGACGAAUUCGAAAAUUCAUUGAGCCACCGCUUCCGGCCUCAGCAAGUCGCUCCUCACCACCACGAUGAAAACCCGAUUAUUCCACGGCUUUCUCGUGCAACCUCCAUGCCUCUGCCAUCACAGCUAGAACAUCUCAAAAAUCCCCGCAGGACCGCGCCUACUUCGCCUGAAAAGCCAAGCCAACCCCUCCCCACAGAUGCCAACUCUGAAUCCUCUCGGUUCCACGAGCUUUCGUUAGAACUCGCGGACUCUGUUCAGAUGGUUGUUCAAACGCUUUUACAGGUCUCACCAACACAAAUCCUCGAUCCCGCAAAAGAGCAAUUUGCUGCUUGCUCCCUCUCAGUCCCCACCGCCUGCAUGUCUGCUGUGUUCACGACAAUGAAGAACCUCAAUUACAUCUCUGCGAAUAUGCCAGAUCUAUGUGCUGACACGUUCCAUUCUGCUCAAUCCAGCAAUUCUACUUCGCCAUCCCGCCGAUUGACUUUGCCUGGACCACCUGUCACUGCGGCCACUGACUUCGAUGUUGCGGAGAUGCUACAAGGAGUUGGAGAUGCAUCGAGUGGGAGGGCUGCUGAAGUUGGCGUAGAUCUGGUAUUAUUCCAUAGCGACGUAGGGAUGAGGCAUAUUGCUGUCAAGGGGGUAGAGUGUGGAAUAUCUAAUGUGCUAACACAUGUCGUCCGUCAAAUCAUCAACACUGCACGCCGUGGCGACUCCAUUGAUUUGGGCCUUAGUAUCGCUUCGUCGAGCUUUUUUGGCUCAAAUAUGUCGCCUUCCAUGGAGAGACCAAGUUCGACAGCCAGCGGCGUCUCUUCACCCGUCCCCACGGAUGAAGAUGAAACCUUGUACUGCACGUUCGAAAUACAUCACCGUUUUCACUUGCUGGAUGUGCCAAUGGAUGUCACGACGCCUACCGGCACAAACCCCUCUGGCGUUCCAGAGCGCCCAGAGCCGAACUUUGAUUCGAUGUUGUUCCGAAGGCUACUUUUUCGAUGCGGCGCGUCACUUUCCUCCGAGGUCCCUGAUGACAUAAUGUCAAGAAGGACUUACGAAGUCAAACUCGAACUUCAGCGUGGUUCGCCAGAUGCGAUUACUGCCAAAUCCUCUGCAAUGUCUGAACAAUCUACCGCGCUCCUUAGUGGGGUUCGGUUAGGAACGGAGCCGUCUCUCGAAGAGCUUGCUCAAUUCGCUGAAACUUUGCGCGGGAAGAAGGUUACCUUGUAUGCAAGCACCGCAAGCUCAUUUGCACACCACCUGACGAGUUAUCUCACUGCUUGGGGGUUGGAUGUCAGUCACAUCUCGUCUGAGGCUGAUGUAGAGGGCAGUACAGGCUCCAAUGAAGCUCCUACCCCAUCAAGCCGGGAGCGUGGGUCACAGGAGCCUCGGGCCUCAUCCGCGAACGGUACCCCACGCUCAGCUCCGUCGUUAUCAUUUGUAAUGAUUGAUGACGAUGUCUCUGUCCUUCGGGAGAGGUUGCGCAAGUACAGGGCAGAGCAGCCAAUACCUCUCAGCCUUCACUCUCGAAAACGACCGUCUUUAGCUGCUCACCACCGCCCAAAGUCGUCACCACAAGUAGCCCGUACUCUAGGCUUCGGAUCACAGGCCCUACCUCAACAAAUCCCAAUAGUAAUCGUUCACUUCACCAGCCUAUCCAAUUACAAGCUGGUCAAGGAAGUCGUACAAUGCGAUCUCGCUUCCCACUCCUAUACAUCAUGUCCACCCGAAGUCAUGAUUAUUCCUAAGCCCGCGGGUCCACGCAGGUUCCUCACUGCGCUCCACACUGCUGUCACUAAGCCCAUCGUAGAUCCCUUCUUUGCCCCAAUUGCUACAUCACCACUGAGCCCUGGUUUGCACAACUCCCCCUUCUUUAAUGUAGCUCAGCCCAGCCCAAAAUCCCCUUCUUCUCGCCCAUCAAAUUCAACACGGUCCAACUCUGAGCGCUCUGCUCGAUCCGCAAGGGACAGUACAAGUGAACACCACUCACACGCACCUCCAUCACCCCUCGGUCUCGCGGAUAACAUGGAAUACUUCCCUGAAACUCAGAGCCCUGUAAGGCUUGGUCAGACGCCAUCCUCCGGCCUUGUUAUUUCGAGCCCCGACGGACAGCCUGCAGGCAUCAUCUUCCAGCCGCGUGCAAAAUCUACGAAGCCUAUCACACCCUCACCCAAUAGUGUUGCAGUCGAUCGGGAUAAACCGCAGUUUCUAUUGCCCAAUUCCGAUCGGCUACGGGGCACAUCCCGCCGUCUAUCCGACGGUGAACAGAAGAAGCAAGGUCAAUCACCGCUCUCAUUUGCGGCGUUGCACUCCAAUGUAUUGGGGGGUGCAUCUCCCCCUCGGCGAGAAACAUCUCCCAUCGAGGGUUUUGCCCCGAUUUCUACUACUCCUAAAGGAAAGGCAAAACGAGCGACUUCCCCCAAGGCCGAUGAACUUGCCCCUCCAUCACCGAUAUCUCCCCCAUCGCGUAACGCAAGCACCGUUGAUCUAAGGAAAAUUUCUUCCCCUCCAAGUUCUCCAACAGUGCCGGACCCUCAACCCAGUGUGCCCGCACGAAGACCGGGAAGGCGGGCAACCCAUGAUACGAAACCUUCAACACCCACCACUGUGCCAGGGAAGGCAGGCAAGGGUCAACCUGACUCAAGUAUCAUCCCUCCGAUUAGCGUGCUCAUCGUUGAUGAUAAUCCAAUCAAUCAGACUAUUCUGUCAACCUUCAUGAGGAGGAAGAAGAUCAAGUAUGAUGUGGCCAAGAACGGAGAAGAAGCGGUGCAGAAGUGGCAAAAUGGCGGUUUCCACUUGAUAUUGAUGGAUAUUCAAAUGCCUGUUAUGGACGGCAUCCAGGCGACUAAGGAGAUUAGAAGACUUGAAAGUUUGACAGCUGCUUCAGGCUACACCCCUGGAACUCCGCUAUCAGACACUCCUUCAGAAGGAGCGUUCUCCGAGUCUCGUGCUUCUGCAUCGCCCUACCGUUCUGCCGUCAUUAUCGUAGCUCUCACGGCCUCAUCACUCCAGAGCGACAGAGUGGCAGCCCUUGCGGCAGGAUGCAACGAUUUCCUGACCAAACCCGUGUCUUUGGAGUGGCUAAACAAUAAGAUCAUCGAGUGGGGGUCGAUCAAGGCUCUACAGAUGUGGGCUGACCUGCGGCCGGAGGUAGUGAAAACUAUCUCGACCGAGCAGACGGCUCAAGCCCAACUUGUGGCUCGUCGGCUGCACGUUCCCGAGGGUCGAACGACCCCAAUUGGCUCUCAAAGCAGAUCGUCAUCAAAAGCCAGAGGGGACAAAGGCGAUCCCCCUGUUGAACCUGAUUCUGACCUUGCUGCUAAACUCGCGGACCCGAAAAGAGAGGACAAGCCACCCUCGAAACCGGCAAAUGACUUGCCCGAUAAUGAUUCCCCCGGAUCAUCACCUUCUUCUGAAUCUUCUGAUUCCUUCGAGCAAUCUAGAGAGAACUCCGCAUCGCUCCCUGCCGCUCAUAAUCAUGACACGGAUGAUGCGGUCACCCAAUCUGAAUCUACGGCUGCCAAGGAUGCGCACGCGCGCACAGAUGUGGAGGAAUGCCAUGAAAGCUCGUCGGAAACGUCAUAUGCGACUGCAAGUGAAACGUCAACAAAUGCUUCCGAAUUCCAAGAUGCGCCGACAUCACCUCAAUGACUGCGUUGGGCGACCUUUGGAAGCUUUGCGAGGCUGGCCGCGCCUAUGGUCUUACCAUUAUAUCUGAAGGUCGCCGCGUUCUUCCGGAAAUAUUUUUAAUGAAUCAUAUACCUUGUAAAUUUUUUCUCCGUUGGUGUUGAUCACUUUUCAUGCUUCAUCUUGGGUUUUAUGGGGCCUGGCAUACGUCUGAGUGACUGACACUACUGGGUUAUAGUACGGUUAUGACACAUCAAUGUGUCUGGAUGGACAUUGGUAGCUAGUAAACAGAACGAUCUUCUCACCAUGGGCAAUAGAGUGAUUCGGAAGAUGCCUGAAUUUGACAAGUUGCGGGAAUUGGGUGAAGGUGUGCCAUGCCACUGCCAUGUGUGUACAUGCCUAGCUGGAGUGUAUUUGAGAGUAAAGACUUUGUCAAGGUUAAAUCAGGGGUGGGUGAGCGCAGUCAGGUUCGCGGAAGGAUGAGAUGAAUUUGCUAUACGCGGUCAACG